CUCCAUUAGAAUUUCAACCUAAUGUCUUCUCUUGUGGAGGAUCGUCGCAGGUCUAGAAAAUCCGCUCCAGUCAAGAAUGCCGUUUUUUUAGGGGCUAUUAAUAAAGGGCGUUCGCGUAUCUGCCCGUUAGUGACUCAAAGUCCUGUAGAUAAAUUAAAUUAUAAUGACCGGGAAAAUGGUCGAAAGUUGGAAAUUUCGUCUCAGACAGUAAGAAAUAGCAGGUCAUCUACUCAGAAAGUCAGCCCAUCGACCCCUUUCCGCAUGUCUACGCCUGUUAGGAACUGUGAGACAACUCCUAGAUACAGAACCCGGCACCGAUCUAAAGAGGAAUACAAUGACCACAAUAGAUCACGAAGCAUUUUGUCCUCGAUUGGAAGUCGCAGAAAAUUCCAUCCAAACUAUGACCCACUUAUUGAAAUCAGGCGCGCUCAGGAACGCCUCGACCGCUAUCGCACUCAAGGAGACUGGAAGGUCGAUAUGCUGUUGUCCGACGAUGCAGACGAAGAUCUGAGUCGAUAUGAAGAAAAACUGAAACGAAGAUUAAUAGAAAAAGGGGAAACACAGCAACCCAUUGAACUUGAAAGGAGGCAAAUGGAAUUGUUGAGGAGGCAGAAGGACAUUGAUAUGGGAAAAGUGACAGAACGCUACGCUGAAUAUGUGUUGAGUAUCCCAAAACCUGAGCGCCAGAAGUAUCAUCCUCGUACUCCCAACAAGUUCCGUAAAGUUUCUCGCCGAGCAUGGGAUGGGAUGAUUCGGAAGUGGCGCAAACAUUUACAUAAUUUCGAUAAUCUUAAUUUUGAAGAUACUUGGCGUUCCUUAUCAACUGAUCUCUCGAGUAAUUUUUCUGGUUCAUCAUGGGUUUUGGAAAGUGGUGCAUCCAGUGACACUGAAAAUAUAAACCCAGAGGAAUAUCAUAUUGCUUUAGUAAACCAUAGCCAACCUCUGUCUCGUACAUUUCUAAGUCCAAAGGAUCUUACAGCGUCACCAACUAUUAACGUUUCAUACAGCCGUCAUCAGUAUCGUAAGUACGAUGAAGAUGAAGAUACAUUACAAUCGAAUCCAAGACACUGUAAAGAAGAGGAACGUUUUCCAACUAUUGCACCUAAAGAGGAAGAGGAGGACACUUUGACUGGCUCGUCUAGUAUUCAUGAAAACCGAAGAAUAACGCGAAAUUCUAAAAUGCUUUCUGGGCCUUCUGCCGAUGUGUUACAUAGUGGACUUACAAACGAUAUGCAAUCACUUGCUGCAGUUGCUCAAAAAAGGUCUUCAGUACAUCUCGAUCAAAGCAUUGUUGGUAAACGCCCAGUAGAUAUUCAAAGUUUCACUGACUUUCCUCAUUUGAAUUCGUCUGAUGGUGUUUUUUCUCCAAAUAAACGAAUUAAGCGUGGUGGUGUAAAACAUGAAGGAUGAAGUUAAUUACAAUACCUAUGGUUCGUUUACAUGGAAUUAUAUUUAGAUAUAUGAACUUUUUGCUGAGAACAGUUAACUUUAUUGUUUUUUGUCUGUUAUUCGUCUUUUAAUGAACCUCCUUUAAUUUUGCCUCAUUUAUAUCGUGUUUACUGUUUAUUCCUGUCGUUUCAAACAGCUUGGUAAAUUUUCAAAGAUACAUUACUUCAGUAAUCUUUCUCGUUAAUGAUUUCAGUCACCAAGUGAUUGUUUUUACUAAUUUGUUUUAUAAAUAUUCAGAAUGUUAUAAAUUUAACAUUUUAAGUUAUAUGUUUUUCAACUA
Molecule: messenger RNA, 1729 nt
Organism: Schistosoma intercalatum
Lineage: Eukaryota; Metazoa; Platyhelminthes; Trematoda; Strigeidida; Schistosomatidae
Source: the annotation of a GenBank genome assembly